This is a messenger RNA of Coregonus clupeaformis (lake whitefish), 3206 nucleotides long. RefSeq names its product differentially expressed in FDCP 8 homolog. The record is from RefSeq and is a predicted model, not a curated record. Lineage: Eukaryota; Metazoa; Chordata; Actinopteri; Salmoniformes; Salmonidae.
CAACUCUAACGUCUGGGCUAGAGUUGCUUGAUUGACUAGCUAACUCCAACUAGCUACAUUCGGUUCAUGAUGCCACAUUCCUGACAAAAGUUUGUACGUAUAAAACAGAUCUGUAACCGAGUAAAGGGAGACAUAAAGUAAUAUUAAUUGAACGUGCAAAUAUUCAUUCAUAGUUGUAACAUAGGGUUUGUACGUUUACAGAUCUAAUUUAACGGUUACAUUUCAUGUUUCACGCAUGGCUUUUCUUACGAUCCUAUCAAUUUACGUAUGGAUUUUCAUACGAUCCUAACGAUACGUACGUUCAACCUUUUGGCAGCUAUCUGGCUCCAUAUUUAAUGCACGCAUGAAUGCAUACCAAUAUUGCCUGCAAAACACCCGUCAUGGUUGUUGUUACAUACACUGUCCGCGAGGUGUCGCUUCCGAGCAGUAUUCCUGCGAUGACACAUCCAGAGAAAAACAUUGGAAUCAUUCUGUGUGAUGCUGAUGACAGAAAACACAAGAAGGAUACAGGCUAUAUUUGCGAAGAAAACUGAAUGCACAGCUUUCAAAGUGUCCAACAUCAAUCAUAUACGGAUGAAAUCCGAAUAAGUCGUGUUGUUUGGAGGUCGACAAUGGGAUGUAGCUGGUGAGAUGGAAUAUCAUGAGAGACCUGCUUCUUUUCGCCAAGCCCGCCUCAACCCCUUUGAUCGGGGGGAGGAGGAGGACGGCCCCCCAGGGGGUAAAACCCCCCCUCGAGAUGAGAUGAGACCUGAGCUCUUCUCCUCUGAGAGCAGAAGCCAGAGUUUGGACCGAGCCAUGGACCUGGGGCUGGCAGAGGACCACUUCUCUCGACCUGUCGGCUCAUUUGUAGCAUCGGACAUUGAGCAGCUGAAGAUGGCCAUAGAGGAGUGUAAGAGACUAAUACUGGAGCUGCCUGAGCACUCAGAGAGACAGAAGGACACUGUGGUCAAACUCAUCCACCUACGCCUCAAACUACAGGAGCUCAAGGACCCUGAGGAGGAUGAGCCAAACCUGAGGGUGCUAUUGGAGCAUCGUUUCUCCAAGGAGAAGAGUAAGAGUGUGAAACAGACGUGUGACAAGUGCAGCACUAUCAUCUGGGGCCUCAUCCAGACCUGGUACACCUGCACAGGUUGUUACUACCGUUGCCAUAGCAAGUGCUUGAACCUCAUCAACAAGCCCUGUGUGAGGUCAAAGGUCAGCCACCAGUCGGCGUACGAGCUCAGCAUCUGCCCAGAGAUCGGGCUGGACCGGCAGGACUACCGCUGUGCCGAGUGCCGCACGCCUGUGUCACUAAGGGGCGUGCCCAGCGAGGCCAGGCAGUGUGACUACACGGGCCAAUACUACUGCAGUACCUGCCACUGGAAUGACACCGCUGUCAUCCCUGCACGCGUCAUCCACAACUGGGAGUUUGAGCCACGCAAGGUAUGUCGUUCCUCCAUGCGUUACCUGGCCCUGAUGAUACCCCGGCCUGUACUGAAACUGAGGGAGAUCAACCCACUGCUCUUCAACUUUGUGGAGGAACUAGUGGAGAUCAGGAAGCUCCGUCAGGACAUCCUACUGAUGAAGCCCUACUUCAUCACCUGUAAGGAGGCCAUGGAGGCACGGCUACUACUGCAGCUCCAUGAUCGCCAGCACUUUGUGGAGAACAAUGACAUGUACUCGCUGCAGGAUUUGAUUGACAUCUCCAGUGGCAGACUCAGCUGCUCUCUCACAGAGAUCCACACUACCUUUGCCAAGCACAUCAAACUGGACUGUGACCGGUGCCAAGCCAAAGGCUUUGUGUGUGAGCUGUGUAGAGGAGACAUCCUGUUCCCUUUUGACAGCCACACCACAGUGUGCCACGACUGCUCUGCUGUCUUCCACAGGGACUGUUUCUAUGACAAUUCCACAACUUGCCCAAAAUGUGCCCGGAUGACCGAGCGCAAGCACGACGAACCGCCGGAUCUGAAAGACACGUAGCCCUGUCGAUCCAAUCCUGUCACUGUGACUGACAACCUGUGGGAGUGGCCAUGGCACUUUUUCUUAUGUUGCGGACCAUCAAGACAUUCUUCUGACACAAACAUGACUAGCUUUCCCUCUUGCGCUCUCUCUGUCUUUGUUGUUUUGUGGGGAUGUUUUUAAGUGUCUUUGUUCCAGUUCAGUGGACUACGGAAGAUGGUAGCAGGAUACUAGAGUUUUAUAUGAUACGGUGAUGAAGUGUGAUACUCUGAGACUGGCUGCAUUGUAUAGCCCACAGAAACACACUCUGAGCACUAAGCCAAUGUUGUACAGUAUGUGUGUGACUAUGUGUUACUGUGUGUGAGAGUACUGUAUAGGCAUCAUGUUGCAGGCAUGAAUUGUAAUGCGAGUCACAUAACUGUCUUUACCUCUUAACAAUCUAAUAUCUUUAACUACCCUGAAGUAGGUGUUAAAUUCCAAAUUCUUCUUAACAAAUCAAUUUAACAAAACUACUAUUCACCUCCAGGCCUUAACUGACAUCGAUAACAAGAGCCAGUUAUUUUUAGUGAGGUUAUGACAUAGCUCUUCAAAACGACCUCCUUAUGAGCAUGAGGUAUGUCACCCCCCUGUUGUGAAACGAGGCGUUACGUGAUGGACAAUGACACUAAAAUAGGUUUUUAUUGUUUAUUUGUUUGAACAUAAAAUGAUCUGCCUGAAACACUUGAGGAGAGAACAUGUGGUUUGUAUGUUAUGUCCUAGGGAGCUUUUAAUCCAGUACCUUUUUACAGUAUAAUUAUUGGGCAGUCAUGUAAUGUCAAGCAUGUCAAGGGUAAAGUGAAGGAGAGCUCAUUAUGAUGCACUGAUUAACCAUAUCUUAAGUUGACAUAGUGUGUGCUGAAAUGUUUGGAUUUAUAAUUGAACACUGUACAUUUACCCAUUGAUCAAGUAAUCUAUUUACAGUAUUUUUGUUUUUUUGCAGCCCGCCUCAAAGUAUAGCACAUUAUUUUCAGAGAUGAGAAAGCUGGCGAAUGAUACCUCGGGACACAUGAGCAUGUAAAUGUUGAUGUUGACAAAAAAUUAUUUGUUUUAAAAUAAUGAAUGUUUGGCUGUGUUAUGUUUUUCUCUACAUAAUGAUCUUGAUAACAUGCAAAUGUAAUGUUCCAUGUGUUAGUGAAAAUCCAGAUAUAGACAUGAAUUGUAAGAUCAUGUGAAGUUAAGCAUGAAUAAUGUAUUAAUAAAUUCUAUGUUGUGAAUAAUGUAUUAAUAAA